Messenger RNA from Saprolegnia diclina VS20, 4128 nucleotides. RefSeq lists its product as hypothetical. The record is from RefSeq and is a predicted model, not a curated record. The transcript has 10 exons. Bases 700 to 3846 code for a protein of 1048 amino acids. Gene Ontology annotation, molecular function: protein binding. Lineage: Eukaryota; Oomycota; Saprolegniomycetes; Saprolegniales; Saprolegniaceae.
GUUGAAACGGCGCACGACCUUUCCACGGGAUGCUACCGAGUGAGCUCGACGCAACACGGCCGCUCUCGGGCGUCGCGACGACAGCACUUUUGGCCACGUCCGACGUUGAAGCGAGCCGGCCUAGCGAUGACGCGUACCUCACUGUGCUCCGCGAUCGGGAGUCGACGCCGGAAGGGCCCGUGAAGCUUUAUGUCUUGCAGCUGCACGGCCAAAACGUCUCGUCCAUUGACGAGGUUUUUACGUCAACCUCGCCUCGGCACCUCGUCGCUUUAUACCUGCAGCACAACGUCAUUGGCGCGAUCGACGCGCUUCUUGUGUGCGCCAAGACGCUCCGCGUCCUCAACCUUGCCUCCAACGUGCUCACAUCGCUGCCAGGCGGUUCAUUCUGGGCUGCAUUCUCACUGCUCUCGGUGCUCGACGUCUCGGACAACUACAUUGCCAAGUGGCGCGACGUCGCCGGCUUGGAAGCAGCGACGAGCCUCGAGCUUUUGCGCCUCGCGGGCAACCCGAUCGCGCUCCUCGAGGCGUCUCGGACCGUCAUCGUCAACCGCCUUUCAUUCUUGCGCGCCCUCGAUGCCUACGUGGUGACUGACGAAGAGCGCAUCCAGCAAGCCCAGUUUGGGCCGCGCUUUAGCGCACUGCACGCGUCGAUGCGGUGCACGCUCUGGACGCCAUGGGAGGCCACGCCUCUAGCCGUCGAUGUCACGGUGCGAAUUGCCCUCUGCAAGACGCUCUCGUCGCUCCACCGGCAGUGUGAGCGCAACAGGUCCGGUCGCUUCAACCUACCAUGUCUCUGCGACCUUGAAUAGUCCCGUCUUGAUCCUACAGCGCGUCUACCGCGGGUACCGAGCGCGCAAAUACGGCCUCGGCACGUUUCGAAGCAUGCUCGCCGCUGUCCGCCGCAUCCAGCGGCUCUUUCGCGGCUGGGCCUUUCGUUGCUACCUCAUGAGACAACUCUGUCUCGUGGUCGCCGACCACGGGGACGACGAUCUGUUGGUCUCGACGCUGCAAAAGCAAAAGCUACGCGCCAUUCCCAAAAUCAUGUCGGUCUGGCUGCGCCGACGGCGCAUCUACCUCCGCAACAAGGCCGCGCUGCGCAUCAAGCAUUUUCUGUGCGCAGCGGUCGCCGAGAUCCAAGCCAUGCGCGCGCGGCUCCUCACGUCGCCGUGGACGUUGGCGAUCGUGUGCACGCCGGCGUCGCUGCCUCUGGUCCUAGCCGUCGCCAAGAUUGCGGCCCACCGCGAGCACUACGCACUGGGCGUACCCGUGCGCGCGCUUACCAACCGCGUCGUUGCCACCGGCCCCCGUGUGCUUCGACCGUCGGGCUAUCAUUUUCACCAAGUCUUUGCGCAGCUGCGCCGCCCUCGUUCCUUGGCGCACAGCGCCUGCGUGCUGACCAAGUGCGACGACACCGUGCUGCUUGCAAGCCAGCUGCGUCUCUUGCGCGAGGACGCCGAGCAGCUGGCAACACUGCGGCCGCGAAAGACCACGCCGCUGCAAAGACAGCACCUGGCCGCCCUCCGCCACGAGGUGGCCCAGCGAAUUCGGCUCGUGGACGCCACACUGCGGUCGACGCUCCAAGCCCGCGCCUCGCGACUGAAGGGCCAGACACGAAAGCGAAGUAUCCGAAUUCGAGCCCGCGGUGUCCAACAACCAAAGCAUGUGACGCCGACGCGGCGCGCUCUGCCGCCACCAACAACGUAUGAGACGCUCCUGAGCUUUGUGCCCACGUCGUUUGCCAUGUACUGGCGCAUGCUGCACUUGCUCCGGCACUCGCACUGCUACGACGACGUCGUCUUGCGCCUCUACUCGCACGACGACGUCCGCCGACUGGCCGCGGCUACGCGCAUCCAGAGCGUCUACCGGUCGUACAGCACGCGCCAGCGUACCCAGUUUGACGCAGUGUUUCUGCAAGCCCGUGCGACACUCUGUCUACAGCGGUGGUGGCGCAACACGCUGUACCUUUACCGGGGGCUCACACAAUGGACACAGUGUCUUCGCACCGUCGCGGCCAUCGACUCGAACGUGCUGUACGUCGAGGAGCGUGUGCUCACGCUUCUGCGCACCCCGAGGAUGCUCGAGAUGGUCAUGUCGUCGUUGCCGGCGCGGACGUCGCACCACUGGCGGUUCAAGUUUACGCACAAGGCGCUGCACUUGCCCAUCACGCUCGAAGAGAGCUUGUCGCGGCUGCCGGAAGACGAGCAGUUGCAAUACCUCAACACGUUCCUUGUCGACAACGGCCUUGUCCGCGUCGGGUUUCCCGUCUGGAUGCCGAGCACACCCUUCCAUGAGAUUGUCGGGCGCGAAGAAAAAUAUACCUCGCACGACCAGGCCAGCCAUCUCUUCUCGAUUGGAGUCCACGAGGCGCCUGCCAACGACGUAUUCCCAAAGCCGCCCCUGAGCUCGUGCGACCCACUCUUUGGCCGCUUCCAAACGUGUCUCGAUGUCGUCGCCGACAGCCACGCGCUGUGGAACCACGCAGAGGCCGACACUGUGCCCAUGGCCUGGGGCAACAUGUGCGGCGUGCCCUUGGUCAAGCUCGAGUUUGGCUCGGUUCAAGAAGCCCGGCACCGCGCCGUCUUGCUGCUCCUCAAGACGUACGACGCGCGCACGCAGACGUACGCGCGUCUCUUUACGUACUCGAUGCUGCGGUACCUCUGGCUCGACAAGCCGACUCGUUUGCGAACCGGCCAUGUCUUUUCCAGCCAUUGGCAGGCGCUCCGCCUCGCUCUGCCGUCACGUUGGGGGACCUUCUAUCGCGAGCCAAAGCCAUCAUCGGUCGCGACGAACCGCGACCGACGCCGGUGUCCAACAUCGCACUUGGCACGGCUUGCGGGCUUGAGUGACCAACCUCUCCUGGACCUCUUGCUCGUCCAGCCACCACCUGUACCACCGACACCCGCCGAGGACGACGGUGACAACGAUACAGCCAGUCUGUCGACACUCGCACCCGACGUGGUCCCCGCAAACGUCUACAUGAGCGCGCACCCACCGCGGGACCUUCAAGAACUCAAGGAGCAGCAGGCGCAAGGCAUUCGGCUCGAGACAGCGUACGCCGAGGCUGCGCUCCGAAGCGUCGCCAUCGAAGAGCUGCAAGAGAAGCAGUUGCAGGUCGCUUUGCAGCACACGCCGCGGCCGCCGCCACCAAUGGUCACCGAAGUCGCCGCGCGGAAUCGGCACGAGAAGCUCCAAGCCAAAAUGCGGGCGGUGGAGGGCGCGGUCGCACUGCACCGGCGCGACCAAGAACGGGCCAACCAAACGCUUCACCGCAUGCGGCUCACCGAGCGGGCGGCCGAGGCGCGUGCGAUUGACGAGCGCAUCGGCCAUUGCGAGCGGGCGGCAGCGAUCGCAGCGCAAAAAGUGGCGGUCGACGCGGCGCUCCAGCGCAAUGCGUACGAGCAGCAACAGCGGCUUCUCUUGCAACAGCAGAACCGAGCGGUGCAAGCCGCCCUCUCGACACGCAAGAAGGCGCUGCGAGGAUUCGCCCAACGGUUUGGGCAGCAGACCGUGCGCCUGACGCGGCUCCAGGCCCAAGACGACCGCGACGACGUGCGCGCGACGCAGUCCACGCUCCCCGUGCUGCUCGCAGCCGACACCAAGCACAAGCUGGCGACGUUGCGCGAGUCGGAGCAAACGAAGCGCAGCUUUGCGUUCGUCGAGCGGCAAAAGGCGCGCAUCGAGCAACGCGAUGAGAUUCGAGAAGCGCUCGAGACGCAGGCGCUGCAGGACGACUACCGCCGACAAGACCUUCGCGACCGCAUAACGCGCGAAAAAAAAAUCAGAGCCCACUUGCGAGACGACGCCAAGCGCUCCAAGAACCACAAUCUGGACCGCGUCUCGUUGUAGUCUGUCGCGUGUACCAGAUUGUCAUUUCAGUGUGGCGGAUCGUAAUUCUGCGUUUCUACGCUCUUUUGUGUGGACCACAUGUCGACUGGCAAACUGUGUACAGAACGCCUGCCGGCAACAAAAGCCAUGUGCCAACGACAAAAGCUGGCUCUCGAGAAGCUUGAUCCAGCUCCGGUGGUCGCAGAGGCGUGACUGCGGUCCCCGUUCUCGAUCGCUGGGAUGGCUCCUCCGAGUUGCAACGACCUCAACUACACUUUUUGUACUAAAACAAUCAUGUCUACU